ACUAAAUAGGUGUAAAUAGCUGGUAACUAGUCCCGACCGCAUGUCGUAGUAUAAGCAUGACAUAGUGCUCCGUUUGAAGUCUCGGAUUUUCUACCAAUUGAAAGUGCAAGUUAAACUUACCACACAGGUUUCGCCGUCCCAUUAUUGAGACAUCAUGGAAUUACAGGCGAAGAAAAUUUAUCUUGACUAUAAUGCAACCACUCCACUGGCUCCUGAAGUGAUCCUUUGUGUAUCAGAAGCCCUUACAAACGCCUGGGCAAAUCCCAGUUCGUCCUCUGAAAUAGGUCAAAGUGCAAAGGAGCUGAUCAAUCAGGCUAGGAAGAAAGUUGCAACCAUGUUAAAUGCAAAGCCUUCUGAAAUUACAUUUGUUUCUGGGGGAACAGAAGCAAAUAACAUGGUGCUACAUACUGCUUUGAAAUAUUUCAAUUCUGGGUCUGGAAAAUUAGGCCAAGGUGCUUCAUUGAAACCUCAUAUUCUAACAACAAAUGUUGAACAUGAUGCAAUACUUCUACCAUUAAGACAUUAUGAGACAGAGAAACUUGCAGAUGUUGAUUUUGUCCCUGUAUCUAUGUCUUCUGGGCAAGUUCUUGUUGAAGAAAUUGAAAAGCUCAUCAAACCCAACACUUGUCUUGUCACUGUCAUGUUGGCUAAUAAUGAAACUGGGGUGAUAAUGCCAGUAGCUGAAAUUUCCAGAAAAAUAAGAGAAUUGAACGAAAUCCGCCAAAAAGAAGGCUUGUGUCGAAUUCUCAUACACACUGAUGCUGCUCAAGCUAUCGGAAAAAUAUCAGUCGACGUGGAAGAACUGGGCGUAGAUUAUUUGACAAUAGUUGGUCAUAAGUUUUAUGGGCCUAGAAUUGGAGCUCUUUUUGUGAAGGAAAUGGCAGAAGACUCAACUCCAUUAUACCCAAUGUUUUUUGGCGGGGGACAAGAGCGUGGUCUUCGUCCCGGAACAGAGAAUACACCCAUGAUCCACGGUCUUGGUUGCGCAGCCGAAUUGGUUUCGCAAAACCUGCAAAAAUACCAGGAAGCCAUGAAAAAAACGCGUGACUUAUUGGAAAAGUCACUGAUCGUUGAGUUUGGCGAAAACAUAAUUGUCAACUGUGACACUGCUUUGCGUCUACCAAAUACUAGCAGCGUUUCGUUUAGGGAAACUACAAUGACUGGCGGCGAAAUUUUGAGCCAUUGUCCUCACCUGAUGGCCAGCACUGGGGCAGCUUGUCAUGGAACGGGAAAACCAUCGGUAAUAUUAAUGGCGUCUGGCGUGAGCUGUGAAGACGCCCGCUCUGCUGUCCGUUUGAGCGUUGGUCGCGAUACAGCACCGGCAGAGAUAGAGCAAAUAGUCCAGAUGUUGAAGUUAGCCCUAAAGAGGGACUAGUGUUCAGUAAAUUAGGGACACCGGAUGGAUUUUGAAUAAAUUCGAGUUAUGAGGUGAA
Molecule: messenger RNA, 1433 nt
Organism: Daphnia magna
Lineage: Eukaryota; Metazoa; Arthropoda; Branchiopoda; Diplostraca; Daphniidae
Product: selenocysteine lyase
Exons: 9
Coding region: 155-1375 (406 amino acids)
Source: RefSeq, a predicted model, not a curated record